Molecule: messenger RNA, 933 nt
Organism: Momordica charantia (bitter melon)
Lineage: Eukaryota; Viridiplantae; Streptophyta; Magnoliopsida; Cucurbitales; Cucurbitaceae
Source: RefSeq, a predicted model, not a curated record
UCUCAUGAUAAAACCAAAAAGAAAUCAAUUAUUAUAAUUUAACAUUUAAAUAUGAAACCAUGCUCUCUUUUUCUACAUAGAUAAAUAGCUUCUUGAAACAUACUGCACAAUUGGAAGAUCGUACACCAUAUUCUAUUCAAAGUCUAUAAAAGAGAGACUUCAAAAAAGUUCAUUUCUUUUCUCUCCUCUGCCCCAAUUUUCUUCUUCUUCUUCUUCUUCUUCUUCUUCUUCAUAAAUUGAUUCACAUGGGAAAAUUGCAAGAAAAUCAGCCUGGAUCUCAGAAUGGUUGUUGCAGAGCGAUCAUGGAAGAAGAUUUUGAAGCAUCAAUGGAGUCUUCCAUGGAGUUCAGUUCUGAAAUUUCUGAUGCAUCUUCUUCAUUGGACAUGGUAGAAGAAGAUGUCCUGUCUCCAACCUCAAAUUCUUCAUUAUCUUCCUCUUCUUCUAAUGGGCCUUUUUAUGAAUUAUCAGAGCUGAUGGCCCAUCUUCCUAUGAAGAGAGGGCUUUCUAAGUAUUAUGAUGGGAAAUCAGAGUCCUUUACAUCUCUAGCAAGUGUGGUGAGAUUAGAGGAUUUGGCUAAGAGGGUGUCUCCAAUUAGAAAGAAGAUGAAAUCAUGUAAGAGUUUUGGAGGAGGUUUUGAUGCACAUAAAUCCAUAAUUCCAAGGGCCACCAUAGCCAAGAAAGCUUCAAGAUCAAGACGGAAAACUAGUUUGCUCUCUGGUUCUAGGUCUGCAAUUUCUGUCAAUGGGAACUGAUUAAUUAUUUGCUUAACAGUUAACACCCUUAUUAAACUCGAUAAUUUUCAUUCAAGCCCAUCUUAAUUUUCCCACUUUUUUAUUCAAUUUUGUGACAUAACCUGUAGUUUUAACCUCCAGUUGUACGUUAUUCCUUUUUUCAUGUGAGUCUCUUAAUCAAAGCUUUUGCAAUUCUUGAUCA